GAAAGAAUGGAGGUGUUUGACAAGAGGCCAGUGGUCUUGAUCAUCAUCAGAAUGGUGCUCUCCCACCAGGUUGAGAAUUUCCUUCUUUGUUCUCCUCCGUUGCGUAGGCAGUGGGAAGAUGCUGCUGAUGCAUCACCUCGUCUGGAGAUUCACGCCAUGAAGCAGUGGCCCAGAGUACUGCAACAGACUGAAUGGACAUCGCUCAAUCUCUUCGCGACGAAGAUCGAUGAGAUCGUGGAGAAGAGAGACAACGAAGUGGACUACGUGCUCAUCUACACUCCCGGACAGAUAGAGAUUUUUACUUGGUCUGCGUCGGGAGCAAUCGUCACAGAGGCCUUUGCGUGCACCUUUCCAUCGUCCGUGAUCUGCGUUGUGGACAUCUUCGGUCAGCCCAGUUACAUUCAUGAGAAACAUGCUCUCCGCCUGUAGCAUUCUCUACAAGAUGCAGCUGCCUUUCAUUCUCACCUUUAACAAGACAGGUGUGUGAAGCAACCGUUUUCUGUUGAGGUACCUUCCUACUUGCCAGGUUGAGGCGCGUGUUUUUAAAGAAUGAUUUCUUGGUGCAGUGAAUGAAAGACUUAAAGGCUUUUCAGUUA
Selaginella moellendorffii is the source of this 596-nucleotide messenger RNA. RefSeq names its product GPN-loop GTPase QQT2. Bases 7 to 429 code for a protein of 140 amino acids. Gene Ontology annotation, molecular function: GTPase activity. Lineage: Eukaryota; Viridiplantae; Streptophyta; Lycopodiopsida; Selaginellales; Selaginellaceae. The transcript is spliced from 2 exons. The record is from RefSeq and is a predicted model, not a curated record.